Pararge aegeria (speckled wood butterfly) is the source of this 10728-nucleotide messenger RNA. It is a transcript of the gene htt, whose product is annotated as huntingtin. The transcript is spliced from 43 exons. The record is from RefSeq and is a predicted model, not a curated record. Bases 107 to 9448 code for a protein of 3113 amino acids. NCBI's taxonomy places the organism in Eukaryota, Metazoa, Arthropoda, Insecta, Lepidoptera, Nymphalidae. Gene Ontology annotation, cellular component: cytoplasm; nucleus.
UUGUUUACUGCGUUUUCCGCUGCGGAAAUUCCGAUUGUUUGCUUACGAAUUUUCAUAACUAUGAUCCUAUUCACUUUUCCAUACCUUGGCUGAUGUUGAAGCAGUCAUGAACGUGUUGGAAAAGGCGGAAAAAGCGUUAGAGUACUUGAAGCACAGUGAAGGGUUAGCAAAAGGCCAUGAGCUUCAAGCAGCGGCUGGGACCUUGGGUCGGUGUCUGGGAGCGCUAGGCGGUCGACACAACUGUGCGAGACAUUAUGCAAAUUUAUUACACUCUGCCAUACCGACUUUAUUAACUUUGGCGAGCAAUGAAAGUGCUGAGGUUCGGCUUCUGGGAGAUGAAGCACUGAACAGAGCAGUAGCUGGGGGCUAUACCUUCCACUCCUACAAAACUAAUAUUCUUUUACAAAACCAAAUAGAUGUGAACAAAAAUGCUAGGUGGAUUCGAGCAGCUCUCUCUCGCAUUUGCAUUGGAGACUGCUGGUUACGUCCGGGUGUUGGCAAAAUCCGUUAUCAAGCACAAACACUGUUUCCAAAGCUAAGUCAAAUUGUGCGACAGACAAAUGAAAUUCAACUUAUUGUGGAAGCAUUAGAUCUUAAUUUACCGCGGCUACUAAAAGCUUUGGCAGAAUAUACCACUGAUGAAGAGAUAUCCGAAUUAUCAAAAGCCCUCUUAGGACAUGUGGAAUGCUCGGAGCCAGCAGUAAGGAGGGGUAUUGCAAAUUGUGUAGCUCAUCUGUGUUCACAUCGGGAGCCUUUACUCACUAAUGUUUUAGCUAGAGUUUAUGAAAAAUUAUGGCCGUCUGCUCAAGAAGACAAUGCGUUGGUGGGAUGGUUUUGUGUUAUCAAAGCGAUCUUCCAGAUAAACAAUAUUUCCAAGUUCAAAGAAAAUGAUUUGUUUAGUGCGCAGGACUAUUUGGAGCUUUACCAACUUUGUAUUCACUAUAUAGAGCAGACAACUACCGAGCACAAUAUACAAAAUACGGUAAUGGAAUGUCUAUCCGUACUUUUGUCGCAAGCCAAAGAUGAGUACAAACGUGCGUUAUUAGAAAAAAAUCCGAGAGCAGUUUGCCUUGAUGAUAGGAGGAGCGAGAAGGGACACCGGAGAAAUAUAAGCUACACAAGUGCUAUAUCGUCUAAGACAGUUGCUAGCAUGCCCAUAGAUGUCAGAGAUACUGAAAUUACAUUUAGCGGUGCUUUACAAUUGGGCAGUUUGCUUCAGUUGAAUUCGGAAUGCGGCAGCAUGGACGAAUUGGCAAUACAGACCCCAGAUUCACCAGAAAGCGAUUUAGAAAUACACAUGACGGACGCCGAACAACUGUCCAGGGAUUUGUCGGAAAAGUUGCAAGAGUACGAGGACGAUGUUACGGACGAUGAAGGUAUUAUCACCCGUGAAGGUGGAUUGAAGAUAAAUAUAGGAACCAAUUCCGAUGACGACGUGAGGCUAAAAUACUGUUCGAGAUUGCUCGUUUCCAAGUUCCUUUUAACCGGAAAUAAAGGAGGAAUCAUCUCAGAUAGGAACGUAAGGGUAUCGGUGAAAUCCUCAGCACUAUCUUGUAUAUCGAUCAUCAUGCAGUUAUAUCCUCAGGCCGCUACGUUGUAUUUGGACAAGGAGGCCGAUCUCAAAUUCCAAAAUUAUUCCGGGUCAUCAGAAGGCACCGACACAAAUCCUGAUCACAUCAAUGAAUUCAUUAUAGAAAGGAACGUUUGCUUCCAAGAAUCCAUAACGGAAUCUCUUAGCCAGGAAUAUCUGAAUCCUAGCACGGACAGCCCGUCACAACAAUUAUUAAAAAAAGAUAGCAAAUCUUUAGAAAAAUCCACGGACAGCGAGCAAAAAAAUUCAAGUUCUAAAGAUAUACAAAGUAACAUUUUGGAUAGCAAAGCGUUUGCCAAAGAUUUAGUAGCGAGCGGUUUGAGUGCCGACAGUACAAACCCUAAUAUGACGAAUAGUAAUUUCACCACUAAUUCUAAUAUGACUGGUAGUAAUGACCAUAUUUCCACUGGAUAUCCAAUGUCUAGUAGUGGGGACAUUCUAUCUUCCAGCAUAGAUUUAGAUAUGAAAUUUGACCAUUUUGGAGAAUCAACAAUCAAUAUGGACACUACUGCAGAUAAUAUGGACACAUCUAAAGACGAAAAAAGAGUUCGGAAAGAGCUGAAACGUAUGGAAGAAGUUGCGUGUGUCUCUGGCAAAGAUAUUCCACCUGAUACAGAUGUACGCACGACUGAAAAUACAGAUAAAAAUGAGAAUUUUGAAUACCAACACAUGUCGGAUUUAUUUCUGUUGCUGGAGAGUCAUAAUGAUCCACAAAUUAGGGGCUUAGCGAGGGUUUGUAUUGGAAAUUAUUUGGUUGCUGCGUUAGAUUUGGCGCAUGGCGAUUAUAAUCGAUGGAGAAACUAUAGUUUGUUACCAAAGGAAGUUAGUGCAAAUUUUGGUAUUGAGAAGUUAAUAGAAAUUUUAUUGAAGGGCUUAGCCGACGAGAUCCACUCCUCAGUGAAUCACACGUUAACCGCACUGAUAACUUUAUCAGCAGCAUUGUGUAAUAGUGUCCACUGGUGCAUUAUCAACGAUGCUUUGAACUCGCUGAUCAGUGUGAUGAACAACAGCUAUUGGCUAGUUAGAGUAAAUCUAGCUAGACUUUACGAAUCUUUGCCGUAUUCGAAACUUUUUACGUUACAUCCGGAAUAUUAUGCUCGAGCUAGACUGAUAAUGGACGCACUACUUCAUUUGUUAGCGGAUCAGGAUCAAAAGGUUCGCACGGCAGCUGCCCAAGCGAUUUCAAGCAUAGUACCAAAGAUCUAUCCACCAAGACGCGCAACGCCAGUAUCAAUGAUGACCAAUAUAUCAAAAGAGCACAUACAAUUUUUUAAUUUCGAUUCGCACCACUUAUCUCUGGAAUUAGUGAGAGAGAUCUAUUUCUACAACGAUUUGCCUGAGCAGUUAAAGAAAGGCUUAACAUUGGAAUGUAAGGACAGUCUUAUGACGAUAGUUGGUGAUUUGGUCAGGAGAAUGAUGGCAUCUGAUUGCAAGCAUUAUUCGCAAGGUCUCCUUGAAACACUCAGAAUGAUAUGCUGUCGAUGGUCCCCCUGGAAGCAUAUAGAAGCAUACUCUGACCAGGGAAUUUUGAGCUAUUGCUUAGAUAAUCUGGACUAUUGCAAUGGUGUUGUUAGCGUUCGGACUACGCUGUUAGAUAUAUGCAGAUUGGUUUAUCCAGUGGAAAUCCACAACAUAAUGCGCCACAGAACAACAAAUCGUGACAUCUUUGAGCGUGAUACUCAGGAGUUGAAAGAAAAAUGGCAUCACUUGGAAAAUCAAAAGGUUGCUAGCUUAGCGGAGAAAUUCUUGCAAGUGACCUUGAAAAUGUUGAACGUUUUGGUGCAUCUGAUAGAGGAUGUCAACCCUAAUGUGCAUUUACAUAGAAGUGGUAUAGCUUUGCCGGGUAGCCCGGUUAGAAGAAAAACACAAGAUUCCAUUCAGAGAAAAGGCAGUAUUACGUCAGAUUCUGACGACAAAGGAUCAUUACGUAAACGUCAGCCCGUACCCGCUACCAGUUUGAAGGCAAAUUUUGCGGGACAUUUCUAUAAUGAACCUUUCUACAUGCGAUUAUAUGAAAAUUUGCGAGCCACUUACUCCAAUCAUAAAAUUAAUCUAGAUCCAAAAACAAGUAUUUUCCACGAAUUUCUCUCAACAACGCUAAACUGUUUGGCGAUCCAACUCGAAUUUGCAACGGACAGGGAAUUUGGGCCUGUAACAGAGGAAAUCCUUUUCUACCUUAAAGUUAUGUUGCCCCUAAGCCCCGAUUUAACUGUUUAUUGUAUUACUCAGCUUUUAAAAUGCCUCUUUGGAACCAACAUGAUUAACCAAUACACCGACUACAUGAGCAUAGCUGAUAAGAAAAUCGAUACUGAAACGUCUAGUUUCUUCCAAGAUGUGAUGCUAGUGAAUGCCCUCAAAACCAUAGACGACGAUAAAAGUAGCGUCAGUUCGAAUUCGAGUCAAAAAUUGUCGUUGGAUUCGAAAAAUCCACGGAUGUUCGACGAAAGACAUUUGCUGAUUGCAAUGGAGAAUUUCUCGAAAAAUCGUACGGAUAGAAAAUGGAGUACCAAUAAGAAGGAAUUGGAACGUUACAUACGGUUAUUUGAACCGGUUGUUAUACAGUCUUUGAAGAGUUACACAAUGCAGAACGACAUACCACUUCAAUGUUCAGUACUGCGUCUCCUCAACCAGUUGCUGGCAUUAAGAGUGAACUAUUGCAUGUUGGAUAGCGAUCAAGUGUUCAUCGGCUUCCUCAUGAAGCAAUUGGACUUAAUCGAGCAGCAUGAGAUACCGAACUGUUGCGACCUUGUGAACAGCAUUCUCCUAUUUUUGGUGCAGCUUUCAUCCUCGAAACAUCAUACGAAGACAAUUAUCGAAAUUCCUAAGCUAAUUCAACUAUGCGACGGUUUGAUGGCGUCAGGGGCACAGGACGAAUGUAUAGCUGGGUUGGAGCCGGUCGCUGUCAAAGUUUUCAGCAAUAUGGGAGGUGCCACUGUACUGGGUAGAGCCCAACAGCAAGAGAUCCAGGCUACUAGAGAAGUUCUUUUCUACAUGCUACAGAAAACUAUGCACCAACCUAAAGUACUGGACUUAGUAUCCUGCGUGCUAUCUCUCUCACAAGAGCAUCCAGAAAGCUACUACCGUUGGUCAGAGCUAGCAAGUGAUACCUUGUUGAACUUGCUCAGCGAGAGAAGUGUAGAAUGCGACUCCAUGCAAGCAGUAGAGUCCCUAGAGAGGCUGUUGCAAUCUUUAUAUAGAGAUGUGCUGCUAGAACAGACAAGGGUCGAAAUACUUUUGAAGAUAUUGUUCAAAGCGCCACCUGAUCAGGAAACUACGCCCAGAAAACUAAAACUUCGGUACUUGACAAUCGUAAUGGUUCUUCUGCGCAAAGUUCUCGUUUUAAUACCAGAAACGGAAGUCCUUCUAUCCAUAAACUACCUCAAAUCCACCUGCAUUUCACCACAGUCAAUAUUUUUCAACGUCAAACCAAACGUUGAUCCUUUAAACGUCCAAAAUGUGAAUGAAAAUUGCGCUAAUCUCUCCCCUGAUGUUAUUCUAGUUAGAUUUUUAUUUAAAACAUUGACGUACGUUAUUAUGGAGAUGGACGAUUUUCAAGCGAACGUCGAUCUUAGAGACGAUGAAGAUAAGGACCAGAAUCGUUUGUUGUAUGCGGUUUGCGUUAAUAUCAUUGUGCAGGCGAAGCAUAUGCUGCAUUUAACAAAUGGUUGCCUCUUUCCCCUAACAGCCAAAAUGGCUCAAACGAUCUUACACAAUGAACAAAGUGGCCUUAAUACUGGACUAUACAGUCCCGAGGAGAACAUACCUCUGGACGUCCUCAAUUUGAUCUGUUUGAAGCUUGCUCAUAGAAACCCCACAUUGACGGUUCAUUGGUCGCAUUUAUUGAUCAGGUUAAACUUUCUCUCACACAAAUACUGGCACAAGUUGAUUGGUUUCGCCCGUAAUCUUCCGCUGAGUGCAGACAGUAGUGAUACUACACUUUUAAGGGUUGAUCUUCUGCAAACUGCCUGUGUUAUGGCUUAUUGCGAGUAUUUCGUAGACAACGGUCUCUCAGAAGCCGUACACCUAACUUGGCUCCUAGUAAACAGAGUUCAUGUACUCGUUUCACAAUUUAGCGAGGAAAUCAUUCGAAAUCUAAUAGAUAGGGUCCAACAAGCGGGUGGUGCUUCGGGACUUAUGCUGCAAGCUGUUGCUGCGAGAUGCCAGAGCUGUUUAAAGGAUGACUUUGCCAUAAACACGUACAAAAUCCUCUCUCUGAGCCACGAGAGUCAAUCGGGUGCGUUGGUGUUUUUAAUUUGUCGUAUUAUUGGUAAACUGGAACCAGCUAUUGCUACGAGAUUUGAAAAAUUAGCAAUAGACAGAUGUCUAAUGCUAACGGACAUGUCCACCGAUGUGAUAAACAGUCAGCUUACGAAAGAAGACGUGCAAGUGGCUUUAGAACUAUUGCAACGAGAUAAGGUUCAUAUUCGAUUUUCCAACUUGGUAGUAAAGUUGAACGCACUAGCAUCUACAAUAUUUGACUUGUCUCCACUGGACCUCUCGCAAGACAGAGAAAUCAACGCACAGUAUAUUAUUACGACUAAUGUUGAUGGUAAUUGGUUACAGAGUCAGAUAAAAAGCAGAUGCUGUCAAGCUGAUUGUGAAAUACCGAAAGUAUCAAAACAUACUGAUCUCGCUCAAGUAUUAUCAAAGCUGUCCUUAGAGUCUCUUACAAUAAUAAUGACUUGCCCGGAAUUUGAUAGAAAAAUUUUAAGCUCAUGUUUCAAAAUCGGGUGUGAAAGUUUCACGAGAGAUUUUCUCAGUAAUGUAUCUAUUUAUGAACUUAGAGAGACUGAAAUAGAAACUAUAAGAGAACAGAGAGAAAAUGCAAGAGUUCAAGACGAAAUGGCGUCAUCUGUCGAUAGCAAUAAAUUAAGUGUCGUAAAUUCGUUACAUGUUUUUAAAAAAAGUGACAAUAGAGAAUCGAAGUCACAAUUUUUUAUACCCAUUAUGGAAAACGACGUCAAAGAAAAAUUUGGGAAUCUUAAAAUAAUAGAUGAAGAUUCUGAUAUCAUGGUACCGGAAUUGCCUAAGUUAUAUCUAGCUGCCGUCGCAACUUUAGACAAAUCUCUGUCCGAUGUUCUCAGGUUAUUUCCAAAACAGAACAGGCCGUUGAGUCAGUCGGAAAAUUUUAGCUUGAACGUUGAACAGACUAUAGACAGAUACACCAAAAGAUGCCACCAAGUGUUUCAAGAUAAAUUGUUCUAUCAAGAAUUUAUUGCGAUUCAGACGAUUUUGACUGGAUUUCUAGACGCUGUGGACAAAGUUUUGACUGUUAUAGACGAAACUGACUGCGAUCUAAUAGAAAAGUGCGUCGAGAAUAUAAUACCAAAUACGUUGGCGCGAAAUAUUGCCGUAUUUUCUGUAGUGUCGUUGCAAUAUCUGUCGUUUAUGAUUAAAAAUAAGAAAGUUGUGGAAACUCCUGUUAACGCUGACGUUUCAUUUCGAGCGACAAAUGCUGCCUCAGACAAUGUAUGUGUGGAUCACGUGAUGAUUGUUACCAUAGACAAUGUGGCGAAGGCGUUACAAUUUAAUGAGAUCUGGUCGGAAUUGAAUGUUGAGAUUAACUUUAAUAGGGCGCAGUCGGCCAUCAGUUGCUUUUAUGCGAUUGUAAAGUAUUUGGUGAAGGAUACAAAACCAUUGAUUCUGAAAACUCACUUGAAAAUUAAAGAUUCUGGCCCGCAGCCAGAUAUUAUCAUAACGAGUAAUAAACUGGCUACAUUAGUUGAAUAUUGGGAGGAGAACUUUUAUACCAAAGAUAAAAAGUAUAUCAUUGGUAAAAGAUACAGAAAAGCUAUUGAAAGCCUCCUUAUCAGUUUAGCUAGAUUGGAAAUCGUUUCAAACGUUGCUAUUAUUCCUACGAUAGCGUGGUCGUAUGUAGACGUUCGAGUAAAAAUGGAUCAAUUGGAAAAAAUUGAUCUUCCCCUUCAACCUUUACAAGACAUGGACGUUUUGGAGGCUUUCCUAUUUAGAGUAAAUCUUAUAGGAUGGUCGUCAAAGAAGCAAUUCGAAGAGAUAUGGGUGGGCAUAUUAGGGGCUCUGCAGGGCAACGGAACGCAUUGGGCGGUGAAUGGGAUAACUCAGCUGUUGCUCAGUGUUGCGCCUUCUAUACGAGGCAAGAUGCUUCAUGUGCCGAGAAAAUAUCAACCUUUAACUGAUGGCAUGCAACGACUUCGAAACAUCCUUAUUGGCACAUCGGCGUACAGUCUCUUCGAGGAUGCCAAUUUAGAAAGGGUUCCUCUUCUAAAUGAGGGACAUCGAGGAUUUCAUUACGGACAAUUUAGUACGGAAUUCUUGAAGUACGCUGCCGAUAUAUCAGAUGAGGCGUCAUACAAAGUCCGCAAAGAAGUAAAACGCAAGAGGAAAAACAAGGAGAUCGAUAUUAACAGUUGUUUACAACUUCUAAUGGACGUGACUACGGAUAUGUUGGAUUCUAAGUCGCCAACUGGUAUAGCAGGUCGGGUGGCGCUAAUAAAGUGCGCCGCAGCAACUUCUAUAGGCGCGGUGUUAUCGACGCAUACGCAGUGGUCGCGUGUGGCUGCACUGCUGUCAUCUUCGCCACCGCCACAGUGGGCGUUGGCAGCGGCAUCCGCUUUGCAUUCAUUGGCUGCCUGUUUACCUGUGUUGCAUCACGUGCAUCAGGUGAGAUGGCGAAGGCUAGAAAUUGUUAUGGAGCUGACAACAGUCCAUGAGAAAUUGCUGAAAUCCCUCGGCUCCAGUUUCCCCCCACAACGUCAAGCGGCGCUUCGUGGUUGGCUAUUGCAACUACCGCAGUAUGCGAGAGUCACGCAACCGGAGGCAAUCACGCAAUUACGACAGACCACUGUUUCACAUUUGACUUAUAAUUUUAAACUAUCACUACACGAGCAAAGUUUAUAUUGGGCGGUAUUGUUCACUUUGGUGGAACUUGGGCAUCCGGAUCUAGUACAUAUCGCAGUUGAUUUUGUGCUAGCUAAUCCCAGACAUUACUGUGCUGAUUUAGUUGUUAAGGGUAUAACAUCGGUCAUUCGCCAACAAGUUUUGCCAAAAGAUCUCAAGAACAUUAUAAUCGAGAAGUUAUUGGAUAUUGAGAAUAUGAAAAAUUAUUCAGAGAAUCAUGCGGUGCAGAUCUUGAUGGUGCAUCUGUUUUCAGCUGACAACAGAUUGAUUAGUCCCAAACUGGAAUCAGACGUUUCAAAUAUGGACCCGGAUGUUCUAAUGAACUCCAUGGAAAGAAUAACUCUUCUGUACAAAGUCCUACGUCAAUGCAAACGGAAAGAGAACAAAAAUAUUGUAGCAUCCGCCUUGAAAUACUUUUUGAGGGAAACAUUACCUCCCGCUGCGACGCUUAGCAGAGUUGUGAUAGAAUAUUUAGAGUGCUGUAAAGAGACGGAACGGAAAAAGAUGGCAAUAUUGAGUGACAGAAAUAGGUGGAUUGAUUGUUCGGUACUCAACGCUGAAAUUGUUUUUGAGGUAUUCGAAACUUCAGUCAAUCAAGAUCAGCUACCAGUACUCAGUGGAUGGAUAUUCGAGGCGCUUUGCCAUUUGUUAUCAGGAAAAAUAUCCACAAAACUUCUUCCAUACUGCCUCUUGACAUUGCUAGUUUCAGCUAGUUCUAACCAAUUCAUUAGAUCGAUUAGCCCCUUAUCUUCCCACAUAUUUAGGGUAGGUCUCCAUAAAAGUAGGGAAAACUCCCAAAAUUGGGGAGAUUUCGCCGAUUUUGUUGAAAAAUAUACGGGGAAUAUGUCCUUCUCCGAUCGUAGGUUGUUAUGUAUCGUGGCUUUACAUUCUUAUUUUAGUGCUAACCAAUUGGAAAGAUUGAAGGAACUUUGCGAAGGUAACGAGCAAUUCAAUGACUUGAUGCAAUGCUUGACGGCUUGAGUUAAUGUAUGAAUAAAAAAAGGUUGUUUUAAUAAUACAAGGCUUCCUAUGUUGCCUUAGUACUUCUAUACAAUUAGUUGUACCAGAUAUCGUCAUUGUGGUAGACAUUAACUUAGAUUUUAAAAAAUAUUUAUAGUUAAUCAAUAUUUUAACUGAAAUUGUUUGAUAUGUAAUGAAAUGUGUUUCAAAGUCAUGCAUAAAAAUUGCAUGGAAUGACCAUAGAAAUCUUAUUAACGAGGCACUAGAAAUUUUAUGUACACGUCACCUUGGCCCCACGAAAAAGACUACGGCACUCGAAUUUUAACAAAACGUUUGUAUUCUUACGCUGAAAAACAACUAGUGUUGUGAAAAAAACAAAUGUAUGACGCUGGGAGCUGGCAAUAAGUAUUUUCCAUAUUUAAAGUAUUUAUUACGGUUCUAGUAUCUUGUUAUUAAGAUGCAUUUUCUAUGGAAGUGCACUUGAUUUUAAUGUGUGCAGAAACAUCAAAAAAUUAGGGACGUCGAUAAUGCCCGAACCUAAUUAAAAAUUAUUCUUUGUAUAAGUUACAAUGAAAAGUUAUGUCAUUCCAAACUAAAGUUUUAAAGAAAUUGUUGAAUGUAGUAGAUCUUAAAGGUCGAAAUAAUUGUUAAAGUAUUUAUUCGGAAUCUAUCGCAACGCAUAGAUGCCUCAAAUUAAGUCGAUAGGCAAACCAGAGUCAUAAGUUGUAUUUAUAAUGUUCAUUUCGAUAGCUUCUUACAGUGAACCAAAACCAAGGUAUGAUUAGGAACGAAAUUUCGUGGUUGCACCUGCUCUCUGUCUAUUACCUAUAGUCUAUUGUCUAUAGUCUAUUGUCCAUAGUCUAUAGUCUAUUGUCUAAAGUCUAUCGUCUAUCGUCUAUAGUCUAUAAUCCAUUGUCUAUAGUCUAUUGUCUAUAUAGUAUAUUGCCAUAAAGUACAAGUGCACUGGAACUGUUUAGAAUGUUUCAUACUAUUGGGAGAAUGCGUGCUUUAUAUGAUGUGUACAACAUUUUAGAGUAGAUUGGGAAGCAAGUUGAAACUGACAUAAAUUCUAAACUAGUUAUAAGAUUAAUCUGUUCUUAUAAAAAGGCAUGCGCACAGAUGGCGUUGUGUGUUGUUGCUGUAGUAUGUUGCAUAUUGUUUAUCGAUGGUUUAAGAACAAUGUGAGUCAGUAUGUAUUUUUAAAGAGAUAGGAGGAUGUGUGAAAAUGAGCAACUGCUGAGUUUCUUGCCGGCUUCUUCUCGGUAGAAUCUGCUUUCCGAACCGGUGGUACAGUCAUUACA